AUGUACAUCCAUAUUGGUCUUCUAUUAACAAUUGUUAUUGUCGUGAUAAAUGGGUCAAUUCCAUCAACAACAAUUGAAAUUGAUUUAAAUGAAUUAACAAAAUUACAUAGAGAAUUUCUUGUUCGAUCCCCAUCUAUAGCUGCUUGCCAAGCUUAUGAACUUCAAUGUCGUGCUGUUACUGAAUGUUGUCCAAAUGAGCAAGAAAAUCUUUAUACUUUAUUUACUGAAAGUCAAUUGAAUGAAAAAUGUUUAGCUAAUAGACCAAAAUUAACAAAAUCAUCUCUUUCAUCCUUAUGUAUGUCAACACUUCAUCAAUUAAUUCAACUAACAAGAGAACCAAUUUAUAAACAAUAUUUUGAAAUGCUUGGAAAUAAUAUUAAAUAG
Molecule: messenger RNA, 384 nt
Organism: Rotaria sp. Silwood1
Lineage: Eukaryota; Metazoa; Rotifera; Eurotatoria; Philodinida; Philodinidae
Source: the annotation of a GenBank genome assembly